Molecule: messenger RNA, 507 nt
Organism: Solanum dulcamara
Lineage: Eukaryota; Viridiplantae; Streptophyta; Magnoliopsida; Solanales; Solanaceae
Exons: 1
Coding region: 1-507 (168 amino acids)
Source: RefSeq, a predicted model, not a curated record
AUGUAUUUUAAGAAUCCUGAACAAAAUAAGCUUCCAGCUAAGCAAAAAGAUCUAGGUAGUUUCACAGUACAGGUAACCAUUGGUAAGUAUAGUAAUGCAAGAGGUCUUUGUGAUCUGGGUGCUAGUAUUAACUUGAUGUCUAGAUCUAUACUUAAGAAAUUAGGCUUGGGAGAACUUAAAGCAACAACUAUUUUGCUACAGUUAGCUGAUCGUUCUAUAGCUAGACCUGAUGGUAUCAUUGAAGAUGUAUUAGUACAAGUAGGAUCCCUUAUUUUUCUUGUUGAUUUUGUUAUUUUAGAUUUUGAACCUAACCCCAAUAUUCCUUUUAUCUUGGGACGCCCGUUCUUAGCAACAAGCGGGGCACUUAUUGAUGUGGCUGCAGGUAGGUUAACCAUGAGAGCACAUGACAAAGUGGAAGUGUUCGAUGUAUAUCAUGCAUUAAAAUUGCCUGUAGUCUAUGAAGAACUAUCUGCUACAACCAUCAUCGAUGAGGAAGUAUCAACUUAA